Molecule: messenger RNA, 1449 nt
Organism: Lolium perenne
Lineage: Eukaryota; Viridiplantae; Streptophyta; Magnoliopsida; Poales; Poaceae
Source: RefSeq, a predicted model, not a curated record
AUGGCCCCGAAGCGGGAGUUCCUCCCGUCCGCGAACGACCACGAGGUCGGCAGCAGCCGGCGAAUCGCGCCGGCGGCGUUCGACAUGUGGCCGCCGGCUCCUCUCAGCCGCGACCGGAUCUACGUCACCGACGACGGGGUUGAGGAGGAGGACGUCGAGGAAGAGGAGGGGGUGGAGGACAACGAGGAGGACGACGAUGAGGACGAAGAGGGCGGCGAGGAAGAGGACGACGAGGGUGCCGGUGACGAUGAUCUCGUGGAGGUAGACGCGGACGGCGUGAGGACGAAGAAGAAGAAGAAGAAGAAGAAGCCGUCGGGCACACGAGGCCCGAAGUGGACGCCUCUGGAAGAUUGUUGUCUGUGCGAGUCGUGGGCGACGGUGAGCCAUGACUCCAUCAUCGGCGCCAACCAAAAAGGCGGGAAGUACUGGGCGAGGAUCAAGGCCGAGUUCGAUGAGCGCAAGCUCAUCAACAGCGACUACAGGAAGGUGUCAAUGAAGAGGAGCCAAAAGGCAAUGUCGACGCGAUGGGCCAUCAUCCAGGCGUCGGUGAACGCCUUCCAUGGGUACCAUCUCGACUUAGAGACCAGAGGCGAGAGCGGCGCCGACGCCGCCAAACUGUUUGAUCGGGCCAUGGAUUUGUACGCGAAGAACUCGGAAGGUCACAAGUCUUUCGUGCUCAUGCAUUGCUAUGGCAAGCUCAAAAUGAAUGAGAAAUGGCGGCUGACGCGCUUGUCGAUGUCCAAGGGGAAGGACGCCAUUGAUCUGGACGCGCCGCUGGCAACUUCGACAGGGCGUCCUACUGGCAACAAGGCUGCCAAGGCCGCCUUGGCCGACGCUGCGUCGUCUGAGAAGACGCAGGCGUCGAUCACGAAAUGCCUCGCCGACGUCUCCUCGACCUUUCUCUCCCGCGACAAAAAGACCGACCAAAGGUGGGCCGAGCUGCUCAAGAGGCAAGAGGAGAAGCUGGAGCUCAAGAAACGCAGGGACGACAUGUCCCUGCUGAGAACGUCGACAGAGGGAAUGUCUCCCCGGACGCGAGCGGCGCACAACUUCUUCAAAGGCCAGAUCCUCGACGACAUCGAAGCCAAAAUGGCGGCGGCGGACGCGGCGGCCCUGGCAGCGGCAUCGGCAUCGGCGGCAGCGGCAGCGCAGCAAGAGCAGGCUGACGCGUCUUCUACUGCUACACCUGCGUCGGCCUCUGCGUCGGCGACGGAGCAGACGCACCAUGCACAGGAACAGGCGGAUCGCGACGAGGUCGUCGUGCUCGACGGGCCUGCGUCGACUCAGGAUACGACGCCGUCGCCCAACCCCUUCCCCUUCUUCUAAUUUGCAUGCACCACCGGUCUGUAAUAUGAUCGCGCGCCCAGUACUUUGAUCGAUCGCCGCUACUCUGAUCGCGACGAAUCGGCGGGAACGAUCUCUUUUGAAUGCAUCUAUUUGAAUUUCUGA